This is a messenger RNA of Cynoglossus semilaevis (tongue sole), 1508 nucleotides long. RefSeq names its product glyoxylate reductase/hydroxypyruvate reductase b (gene grhprb). Bases 59 to 1132 code for a protein of 357 amino acids. Gene Ontology annotation, molecular function: hydroxypyruvate reductase (NADH) activity; glyoxylate reductase (NADPH) activity; NAD binding. The transcript is spliced from 9 exons. NCBI's taxonomy places the organism in Eukaryota, Metazoa, Chordata, Actinopteri, Pleuronectiformes, Cynoglossidae. Gene Ontology annotation, cellular component: cytosol. The record is from RefSeq and is a predicted model, not a curated record.
CUGAUCUUCAAAGUGCUUCAUCAUCCUGUCGCCUGCCCACCGACCUAUUCUCCUGGAAAUGUGGUGUAAUCGCAUAAUACUGCGUCAGCUUCAUCGGCUAAAUCUCUCCAACUUAAAUGGAACCCUAACAACUUCCACACAGAGAGCCAUGUCGACCCUACCAAGGGUGUAUGUCACAAGGCAGAUCCCACCAGAGGGUCUGAGGAUCCUGCGUGAAUCUGGACAGGUCCAGUUUGAGCUGUGGGACUCAGAUGAUGUCCCGGUGCCUCGGGAGGAGCUGCUCAAGAAGGUCAAAGGUGUUGACGGUCUCCUGUGUGUGCUGACGGAGAAGAUUGAUACAGAACUGUUAGAGACUGCAGGUCCAAACCUGAAAGUCCUUAGCACCAUGUCGGUGGGUUUUGACCAUCUGUCUCUGGAGGAACUGAAGACAAGAGGGAUUCGUGUAGGAUACACUCCUGAUGUUCUGACAGACUCUGUUGCUGAACUGACAGUAGCUUUGCUGCUCACAACAUCCAGGAGACUCAUAGAGGCAACACAUGAAGCCAAAACUGGUGGAUGGGGCACAUGGAGAACACUUUGGCUCUGUGGACAUGAGCUAGCCAACAGCACUGUGGGUAUUCUUGGCCUGGGGAGGAUUGGCGUUGCCAUUGCUGAGCGUCUCGCACCAUUCAAAGUAAAGAAGUUUAUUUACACAGACGUUGUCCCCAGACCCGAGCUGGCCAGUUUGAUCAAUGCGGAGUAUGUGUCUUUUGAAGAGCUGGCAGAGCAGUCAGAUUUCCUGUCUGUGUGCUGCGCUCUCACACCAGAAACAAAAGAGAUCUGCAACAAGAACCUGUUCUCCAAAAUGAAAAAUACUGCCAUUUUUAUCAAUACCAGCAGAGGUGGAGUAGUAAACCAAGAAGACCUGUAUGAGGCUCUGUCCACGGGACAAAUAGCAGGAGCCGGAUUAGACGUCACCGUCCCUGAGCCACUACCUACCACUCAUCCACUUUUCACACUGAAAAACUGCGUGAUUCUACCCCACAUUGCCAGUGCUUCCUACAGCACCCGUAACGCCAUGUCGUCCCUAGCAGCUAAUAAUCUCCUUCGUGGUCUGCGAGGUGAGCCAAUGAUCAAGGAGCUCAAGCUGUGACCUGUGAUUCCAAUGUGAUGACUGGCAACUAAAGGGCAGUAAUUGCACUUAUGUAGUUUGAAAGAAAAUAAAUUCAGUGUAGUGUUCCUUUCUGUGGUCUGUUAUUUAACAGAUGAAAUAAAAUUCAUUCUUUUUUCAGUAAAUACACAAGCAACAAAAUACAUUUCCUAUUUUUAUUUUGUCUAUACAACAAUUGAACAUACUGUACAUUCCUGCCUUGAGCACCAUUCAACAUUUAGUCUUACAUCAGGGUAACACUUUAAGUGUGCGUUGAAAAAUCCUUCAGAUUUUGCAUAAAAAGAAAAAGGCCUGCUUUUCAAGCUAGUGGGCGUUAAGGCAGUGACUCUGUGAAUCAAUAAACGCUCUUUACAAAGUU